Molecule: messenger RNA, 479 nt
Organism: Pantherophis guttatus
Lineage: Eukaryota; Metazoa; Chordata; Lepidosauria; Squamata; Colubridae
Source: RefSeq, a predicted model, not a curated record
UCUAGGUCUCUUGUAAACUCUCUUGGAUUCUGACCUUCUAACAGAAACUAUGAAGAUCCCUCAUUUCCUUUUGGCUGGUCUGUUUGUUCUCCUUCUGGUUUCUGGAGGUUUUGCCUCCAAUAAACCAAAAAGUAGGAGGGAAUGCUACCUACAAAAUGGUACUUGCAAAUUGUGGUGCAGUUAUCCCCUCAGAAGAUAUGGAAGAUGUGGUUUUCUGCGAAAGUGUUGCAUCAGUCCACAAUUUCCACAAGGAAAUCGUAUCACAGCCAGCUGACCGUCCAUCUUUUGACACAUCUGUCUUCUUGUUUAAGAGCCACUGAAUCCUGCCUUUUCCCUGCCAGCAUAGAAUAUUGCCCUGUUUCCAAAAUGUCUUGGCCUGCAGUUAAAGGUUGCCUGCUUUGCAAUGGUUUCUAUGAGUUCUUGCAUUUGAAACUAAAAUAAAUAAAACAUUCUUGCUACUCCUGGCAUUCAAAAGUAAA